Pangasianodon hypophthalmus (striped catfish) is the source of this 3728-nucleotide messenger RNA. RefSeq names its product glycoprotein M6Aa (gene gpm6aa). The transcript is spliced from 7 exons. The record is from RefSeq and is a predicted model, not a curated record. Gene Ontology annotation, biological process: neuron projection development. Lineage: Eukaryota; Metazoa; Chordata; Actinopteri; Siluriformes; Pangasiidae. Gene Ontology annotation, cellular component: filopodium; neuronal cell body; axonal growth cone. Bases 140 to 976 code for a protein of 278 amino acids.
GAAAGAGAGGGAGGGGUGAGCUCAGAGCCCCAGUCUCAGUCUCUAUUGUGAGAAAGAAGAGCGAGAUUUUUUGCAGCGACACACAAACCGUCGUCGAGUCAAAUCGAGUCGUACCCAAAUCAGGGAAAAAAGAAAAAACAUGGAGGAGGACAUGGACGAGGGACAGAGCCAGAAAGGAUGUAUGGAGUGCUGUCUGAAGUGUCUGCGUGGGAUCCCGUACCCGUCUCUGAUCGCCACCAUCCUGCUGUACGCGGGUGUGGCUCUGUUCUGUGGGUGUGGUCAUGAGGCUCUCUCCGGCACCGUCUCAAUCCUACAGAACUACUUUGAAGUGGUCAGGACUGCUGGAGACUCGCUGGACGUCUUCACCAUCAUCGACAUCAUCAAAUACGUGAUCUACGGCAUCGCCUCGGCUUUCUUCGUCUACGGGAUCCUGCUGAUGGUCGAGGGCUUUUUCACAAGUGGAGCCAUUAAAGAUCUGUACGGAGACUUUAAGAUCACCGCCUGCGGUCGCUGCGUUAGCGCAUGGUUCAUCAUGCUGACGUAUAUUUUCAUGCUGGCCUGGCUGGGAGUGACGGCCUUCACCGCUUUGCCCGUUUUCGUUUACUUCAACAUCUGGACUAUUUGCCAAAACACCACUGUACUGGAGGGAGCGAAUCUGUGUCUGGACCCACGCCAAUUCGGUGUUGUGACUAUCGGAGAGGAGAAGACGGUGUGUGCAGGAACUGAGAAAUUCUUCAAAAUGUGUGUAUCUAAAGAGCUGGAUAUGACCUUUCACCUGUUCGUGUGUGCGCUGGCCGGAGCCGGAGCCGCUGUCAUCGCCAUGAUCCACUACCUGAUGGUUCUGUCGGCUAACUGGGCCUACGUGAAGGACGCGUGUAAGAUGCAGAAAUACGAAGACUGCAAGUCCAAAGAGGAGCAGGAGCUUCACGACAUCCACUCCACACGCUCCAAAGAGCGACUCAACGCCUACACAUAAAGCAGGAAGUAGCACAGAAGGGGGCGGAGCCUCAGGCACUGGCUGGUGCCAUCCAAUGACCAAUGGUGUGUCACAUGACCAACCCCAUGGCCAACCCUAUGAUUAUUAAUAUUGUUAUUAUUAUUACAAUUAUGUCUAACUAGUGGUGGAUUUUUUUUAUGUACGCUUUCAUGAGAAAUGUUCAUAGCUUUUUUUUUUCACACUAUAACAAAUUUCUUUCCCUUUUUUAAGACAUCAGUAUUAACGUGCGUUGUUAUUUCACGGGUCGGUUGUAGGGUAUAAAGCACAUUCUUUUCAUGUGUGUUUGUGUUUCCAGUGCUUUUAUUUUAAAGAACAUCACACAUGAAUGAAAACAAAAAGUUUUAAAAAAAAAUUUACAUUUUGUUUGUUUGUUUGUUUGUUUGUUUGUUUUUUAAUCUGUGAGAGUUUUGGCCCAGAAGCAGCAGAUUGCUUGUACAUUCUGCGUUAUUUUGGAAAUAAAAAAAAGAGUCAAAAAACAGAAAAAAGAAAGACAAAAUUAGUAGGAAAUGAUGUAACAUAUAGGGUUUAUUUAUUAUUUUUCUACAGAUAACACUACAAAACGUAUCCAGACAAAAAAAAGGUUAUGAGUUCUUUACUAGCAGUCGCACAGCCUACAGUGUUUUUACCCCGUUUUAUUUUCAUACAGAUGAUAGCUGCAGGUAAGUAGACCGUGAUUUUCAAUUUAUUUUAAUUUUUUCUUUUUUUUUUUGUAUAUAGCCAUUCUGUAAAUGUACACACGUACUGUAUGGAAGCACUUCAAUUUCAGGUGAAUUCAUAUACAACUACAUUCCAUGUUAUGGGAAAAAAAAAGGGAGAUGGGUGGAGGAAGAGGGGAUGGUGUUCAAGAAAAAAAAGAAAAAAAUAGACAAAAAAAUAAUGAAAUUCGUGUUUGUGGAGUUUUUAAACGGGGCAUGACAGCUAAAUCAAAUAUUCAGAUGCUAUAAUAAUCACAGAUGUACAUAUUAGAGCCCUAGAUAGACGACAAAAGGCUAAUGGCACUUGCUGCUCAAAAGUAAGUGCCCUCUCUCUUUUUUUUUUUUUUUUUUUUGAUGCAUCAGAGAAUAGCCAGGAAAAGAUCUGCAAAUAUUUUAAUGUAAAAAAAAAAAGUCAAUAAAUAAAUCAUUUUUGCCGAGAAGAUCUACUGCAUUGCUAACUUAAUGUUAAUGUCACGUUGAGUAACGCUAAUGACUCGUAACUUGAAAAUGAUGAAAAACACGUACACAGAGGCACACACCAAUGUUGUAGAUAAAACGUGUCAGCAUUUUCACAUUUUUAUAAUUUUUUAAAAAAUCUGAGCUCACUAUAUCUGCGUAACUUUAUUAAAUAAGUUGUCUAAUCUAGUUAGCUCAUGUUUGUGGAGAAAGUCGUCUAGCUAACAACGAUAAUGUUGAUUCUUUGAGUAAUGCUAAUGACUUAUUAACUGUUUAAAACAAUGAAAAAUUGUAAGCAGAUGCGCAGAAAUUGUUCCAGAUCAAAUUCAUGGACAUUUUCCUUCUUUCUGCAUUGUUUGAAAAAUGGAAAACUUGCCUCACAUUAACGUGUAUCAAAAUGACAUCACUAUGAUUUCUUGAAAUGUAUUUAUUUUUAAUUUUAAGCAAACAAAUCUGACUUUGUUGAAUAAAUUGUCUAAUCUAGAAUGCUAAGGUUUGUUUGCAGAUGCACAGAAAAUAGAUUUAAUAUUUGCGCAUUUGGAAAUAUCGAAGACUCGCUUCACACUGACGUGUAUCAAAAUGACACCAUCGUCAUUUCUUCGAUUUCUAAAUUAUUUUAUUUUAUGAAGAAUGUUUAUUCGAACUUCGUCAAAUAAACAGUCAGGCCUAAGAUCCUGAUAUAGCUAGGUGAUUUUUACAGAACAAACUGCCUGGUGUCACUGAUCGAUGUAAAUGUAAAUGAUUAUUUGAGUUAAUGCUAAUGAAUCGUAUAUUUAAAAAACAGUAGAAAAUCUCACACAGAUGCAGGUAAAUUUGUUGCAGAUUAAUUUGCAUUGUGUGUAUUGAAUGACGUCAUCGCCUAUCCAAAGCUCUGAUAUGUACAUCUCUAUAACAUUAUUAUUGCCAUGACAGUCACAUGACAGUUGUCUUGCUUAAAGUCAUUAUAGUACGGGACGACGGAGGUGUGUGAUCAUCCUUUCAUCCGCUCUGUUGGUGUUUAAGAGUUUUUCGUGCACUUAUUCGCCCAUUAUCGUGAGCUCUUUCUCAGUGUAAGUGCAUUGGGAUCUUUAUCCGGAUCCCCAUAAUGAUGUUAGGUGAAGACUGUGAACCUCGGUGUUAAUUGUGGCAUGGUUCAUGCAUUUAAUGGUUACUCGUUUUUAACGGAUCCAAAAUAAAAAAGGAAAAAAAAAAAUUUCAUUUUAUGAGUUGGUAAAGUUGCGAGUGUGUCGCUGGCUCAUCCUCUUCUCUCCUGAUGUGCAGUGAUUGAAUCCUCUUCCUGCCGCUUUGCUCUCGAUGGUAGUGUUUGAUUUGUUUGUAAGUGUGUUUAGUUCGUGGUGAAAUCCUUCUCUGUCCCCUCUCUCUCUCUCCCUCUCUCUCUCUCUCUCCCUCUCUCUCCUUCUCUCUCUCUCGCUCUAUCCUUCUUCUUGCAUUCGUCUUUUGUACACUCCCUGAAGAAUGCGUAGUAGCACACGCUGUACCAUGACUCUGUUUUGUACAUAAAUGUGCCGACCGCUUGACAGUGGCUUUUCUGAUAUGCUUGCGUGAAAUAAAAUAAAUACACUGGUGUAAUUGGUAAUAAA